Molecule: messenger RNA, 2164 nt
Organism: Kogia breviceps (pygmy sperm whale)
Lineage: Eukaryota; Metazoa; Chordata; Mammalia; Artiodactyla; Physeteridae
Gene: SYT7
Product: synaptotagmin 7
Biological process (GO): calcium-ion regulated exocytosis; cellular response to calcium ion; regulation of calcium ion-dependent exocytosis
Cellular component (GO): synaptic vesicle; plasma membrane
Molecular function (GO): calcium-dependent phospholipid binding; phosphatidylserine binding; clathrin binding
Source: RefSeq, a predicted model, not a curated record
AGCCCGGAGGGAGCCGGCGACGAGGGGACCAUGUACCGGGACCCGGAGGCGGCCAGCCCAGCGGCGCCCACCCGCGAUGUCCUGCUGGUCUCGGCCAUCAUCACCGUCAGCGUUAGCGUCACUGUCGUCCUCUGCGGCCUCUGCCACUGGUGUCAGCGCAAACUGGGCAAACGCUACAAGAACUCCUUGGAGACGGUGGGCACGCCAGACUCAGGGCGUGGGCGCAGUGAGAAGAAGGCCAUCAAUGAUCUAGACAGAGACUUUUGGAAUAACAAUGAGAGCACAGUGCAGCAGAAAUGGAGCUCCUACCCUCCCAAGGAGUUUAUUCUAAACAUUUCACCCUACGCCCCUUAUGGCGACCCACGACUGUCCCUCAAUGGCACCCUCCUGGCUGGCGCCAAAGUCGCCGCCGCUGCGGGGCUGGCAGUGGAGCGGGAAGGCCAGCUGGGGGAGAAGCCGGCGCCGGCGCCGCCACCAGGAGAGGACGCCUUGAGAAGCGGCGGCGCUGCCCCCAGCGAGCCGGGCAGCGGUGGCAAGGCGGGGAGAGGCCGCUGGCGGAUGGUGCAGAGCCACCUGGCCGCCGGGAAGCUCAACUUGUCCAAUUUCGAGGACUCCACCCUGUCCACGACCACUACCCUUGAGUCUAUCCCCAGCUCCACGGGAGAGCCGAAAUGCCAGCGACCCUGCACUCUGAUGCGGCAGCAGAGCCUGCAGCAGCCGCUGAGCCAGCACCAGCGGGGCCAGCAGACCAGCCAGCCCACCACCAGCCAGAGCCUGGGCCAGCUGCAGGCCCACACGGCCUCGGUGCCGGGCCCCAACUCUCGGGCCUACGGCCGGGGCCAGGCUCGGCAGGGCUCCUCGGCCGGCUCCAAGUACCGGCCGGCCGGCGGCCGCAGCCGCUCCAACCCGGGCAGCUGGGACCACGUGGUGGGGCAGAUUCGAAACCGAGGCUUGGACAUGAAAUCCUUCCUGGAAGGCCGGAUGGUGGUGCUAUCCUUGGUCUUAGGGCUUUCGGAACAGGAUGACUUUGCCAAUAUCCCUGACCUGCAAAACCCAGGAACCCAGCAGAACGCUCAGGGGGACAAGAGGUUGCCUACCGGAGGGAAGGCAGUGAACACAGCCCCAGUGCCGGGCCAGACGCCCCACGAUGAGUCUGACCGCCGGACCGAGCCUCACUCCUCCGUCUCAGAUCUCGUCAACUCCCUCACCAGUGAGAUGCUCAUGCUCUCCCCAGGCUCUGAGGAGGACGAGGUCCACGAGGGCUGCAGCCGAGAGAACCUGGGCCGGAUCCAGUUCAGUGUCGGCUACAACUUCCAGGAGUCCACGCUCACCGUGAAGAUCAUGAAGGCCCAGGAGCUGCCAGCCAAGGACUUCAGCGGCACCAGCGACCCCUUCGUCAAGAUCUACCUGCUGCCAGACAAGAAGCACAAGCUGGAGACCAAGGUGAAGCGGAAGAACCUGAACCCCCACUGGAACGAGACCUUCCUCUUUGAAGGUUUCCCCUACGAGAAGGUGGUGCAGAGGGUCCUCUACCUCCAGGUCCUGGACUACGACCGCUUCAGCCGCAAUGACCCCAUCGGGGAGGUGUCCAUCCCCCUCAACAAGGUGGACCUGACCCAGAUGCAGACCUUCUGGAAGGAUCUGAAGCCAUGCAGCGAUGGGAGUGGGAGCCGAGGGGAGCUGCUCCUGUCUCUCUGCUACAACCCCUCUGCCAACUCCAUCAUCGUGAACAUCAUCAAAGCCCGGAACCUCAAAGCCAUGGACAUCGGGGGCACGUCAGACCCUUACGUGAAGGUGUGGCUAAUGUACAAGGACAAGCGGGUGGAGAAGAAGAAGACGGUGACAAUGAAGAGGAACCUGAACCCCAUCUUCAACGAGUCCUUUGCCUUCGACAUCCCUACGGAGAAGCUGAGGGAAACAACCAUCAUCAUCACCGUCAUGGACAAGGACAAGCUCAGCCGCAACGACGUCAUCGGCAAGAUCUACCUGUCCUGGAAGAGUGGGCCCGGGGAGGUGAAACACUGGAAGGACAUGAUUGCCCGCCCCCGGCAGCCUGUGGCUCAGUGGCACCAGCUGAAGGCCUGAAUGGGGCCAAGGGAGGCCCAGGGGGCCGAGGGCCUGGGUCCCCACCAUGCCCUCACCACUUUAUGCACAAUGCCUGGCC